AUGGAUUUUCUCGACCCUGCGCUCGAAGCACUGACACCAAGCAUCAACAACGAUCCAACGGAAAUCGAAAUCUCUACCGCUCCCCAGAAAGCUUCUCAAAAAAGAACUAUAUCUGCACAAGACGUGUUCCCAAGCCAAAGACUAAAAAGAACGCGAAUCCAAGACCGAGAAAAAAGGCUGCCAAGAAACCGAUUCAGGAAGCUCCAAAAGCUUUAA
Messenger RNA from Puccinia triticina, 216 nucleotides. RefSeq lists its product as uncharacterized. Bases 1 to 216 code for a protein of 71 amino acids. Lineage: Eukaryota; Fungi; Basidiomycota; Pucciniomycetes; Pucciniales; Pucciniaceae. The transcript is spliced from 3 exons. The record is from RefSeq and is a predicted model, not a curated record.